AUGUAUUCUCAAAAGAACGGAUCCUUCGAACCAACACUGAACAGUCUCACCUCAAGCCUGUUUUAUGAUGCUGAUGAUGAGAUGCUAAAAGAGGAGAAUAUUCUGGAUCUUUCUGGACCGUCCAGUUCAUUGGAAGAUGAUGAGAGGCUUUACGAAGAAGAGCCGCAGUUAGAUAUCCUCCAACUGUUCGAUCAAUACAACAAUGAUCCGGAAGUACUAUAUCGGAGAAGCGAUCUCUACAAACUCGACUUACGAUUCGAAGAAUAUUAUAAUCUUCAAUUCACCGCUUCUGAGUACGGCGUCUCAGCCCAAGCCAUGGAUCUAGAGGAUCAUCAUAAGCAGGAAGAGUUUGAAAUCAGAGAAGGAGAAGAGUCCGAUACUGAGACUGAGACUGAAACCGAAGAGUCCGAUACAAGCAUUGAGGAGGAAUCGGACGAGAGCGAGGAUGAUAGCGAUGAUGAAGAGGAUUCAAUCGUUGAGUUGACUGAUAUGGAGUAUGGAGAAGAGUCAGACAUUGAGAUGAUGACUGAGGAUGAAGACGUUGAUUCGGACCAAGAUGAGCUGAGCGACAAGGAUUCCGGAUUUGAGGAAGUUUCGGCUAUGGACACUAGCGACGAUGAUGACUCGGAUACCGAUUAA
Molecule: messenger RNA, 639 nt
Organism: Caenorhabditis briggsae
Lineage: Eukaryota; Metazoa; Nematoda; Chromadorea; Rhabditida; Rhabditidae
Exons: 1
Coding region: 1-639 (212 amino acids)
Source: RefSeq, a predicted model, not a curated record